UGUCAUAUCAGUAUAAGUCUUAAUUACAGCUAAUGCAGAACAUGUCAAGUUAUAAAAAUAUAAAUUAAUCAAAAUUUUGAUAAUGGAAGAAACAAUUUCAAAAAGAAGAAAGAUAUCGAAAAGAUACAAAAAUAAAGUAAAAAAUAUUUUACAACCUGGUCAAAAAGGAUUUCUAGUUACUUGCAAUUUCAGAGAAAAGGAUUGCGUACGCGAAUGCUACAAUAUUUUAAAUGAAUACGCAAAUAAAAUUUAUGGAGUGGAAAAAAAUUCGACUGACAUUACAGCAGAUGGGAGUGAUAUUACUGAUGAAUUAGAAAAGGAAAUAAUAAAUCUUAAUUCGAAAAUGAAAAAUGGCAGGCGGUUUCAAAAUGUGGAAACAAAAACCACCAAUUGCAUUUUCAUAAAAACAACUAUCGACAAUCCUGUUGAUUUAGCCGUCCAAAUAAUUAAAGAUAUGGCAGAAAAUCAAAUCCAAAAAUCCAAACAUAUUUUAAGAUUUGUACCUAUUUUAAAAAUAUGUCCAGCUGAUAUUAAAAACAUUGUUGAAUCUGCCGGCGAACUGCUUGAUGAAAUUUUUUUGAAAGGUAAUAUUACCUACAGCAUUCAGUUCAAUAAAAGAUAUAACGACGUUAUCCAUAGAAUGGAUGUUAUUAGAAACUUGGCAAAACGAGUAAGUGAUAAAAGUCCCACAAAUAAAGUAGAUCUUAAAAAUGCUGAAUGGUGUGUCAUAGUCGAAAUUAUACGAGGUUUAUGCCUUCUUAGUAUUGUUCCAGAAUAUUUAAGAUUGAAAAAAUACAAUAUUGCAGAACUUGUGAAACCAUCUGAAAAUAUAAAGCAACUCGAAGUAAACAUAAAAAAUAAGUUCAAUGAUGAAAAGGUAACAGAAUGUAAUGAAAACAACGUUUUAGACUCUACCAAAUCUUUGGAAAAUUUAAAUACAGAUAAAGAAAAGGAUAACUCUGAUGUGAGUGAAGUGUGAUAAAUUAUGGUGAAAGCAAUAUUAAAGAGUGGACGAAAGUAUCUGUAAACAAAACUAAAAAUUAAGACAAAUGAAAGAAUAA
This is a messenger RNA of Condylostylus longicornis, 1061 nucleotides long. RefSeq names its product THUMP domain-containing protein 1 homolog. The coding region runs from base 83 to 979 and encodes 298 amino acids. The transcript has 2 exons. Lineage: Eukaryota; Metazoa; Arthropoda; Insecta; Diptera; Dolichopodidae. Gene Ontology annotation, molecular function: RNA binding. The record is from RefSeq and is a predicted model, not a curated record. Gene Ontology annotation, biological process: tRNA modification.